Anguilla anguilla (European eel) is the source of this 2852-nucleotide messenger RNA. RefSeq lists its product as uncharacterized. The transcript is spliced from 6 exons. The record is from RefSeq and is a predicted model, not a curated record. Lineage: Eukaryota; Metazoa; Chordata; Actinopteri; Anguilliformes; Anguillidae. Bases 460 to 1041 code for a protein of 193 amino acids.
ACGUUUAAUUAUGAGUGUAGCGUUUUAUAUUUGAAUUUUUUAAAAAUGCUGUAUUCACGAGCGUGAAAACAGAACGACGCAUCUUGUCAAAAUGGCUCAAUCCAGAUGCAGGAAAUAUGGUUUCUGAAACGCAGUCUUCCUUAAGUAGUGUUCUGCCGUUGCAUUGUGCUGAUUACAAUGCCGCGUCCUUCUCGCUAGGUGGCGCCGUCCGACAACACGAGAUUAAGUCGCCUAUUUCGUUUCUCUGUGUCGAAACCCUCAACUGCCCAUCCCACACACCCAUAGCAACCGCUGAACUGAUGCGAGCGCGUGCAGCUUCUCCGAAUUCCCCGCGAUGAAUUCCGCGCUAUGUUCUGCCUGUUUCUGUAAGCAACGUGCAACUUAACCCAGGCCUGGACAAAAGCUCACCCUUUUUGUAAUUUUCCGAACCGUUUACAGCAGCUGGAGUGGCGUGAAGAAAUGGAGAAAGAGAGAAUAUUGUCCAAGCAAUAUGGGUCUCUCGAAUGCUCACAACGGGAUGCGGACGCAGCCAAAACAGAGGAAGAUGACGUCGUGUCCAUGGCAGACUCUACCAUCACCGUCGACGACAUCGAGGGGGAGCUCUUCAAGAUCGAGCGGCUACGGGACGUCCUGGUGCGGAGGGAGUCGGAGCUGAGAUACAUGAUGGAUGACAUUCAGCUGUGCAAGGAAAUAACGCGGCUGAAACAGGAACUCCAGAAACUGGUGUCCAUCCCAGACAAGGACAAAUCAAACGAGGACAGACAGAAGGAGGACGAGCUGCUCCAGCAGAUCCACAAGCUGGUGGAGACCAGGGACUUCCUCGUGGACGACGUGGAGUUCGAGCGGCUGAGGGAAAGAGAAGAAGACAAAGAGAUGGCUGAAUUUCUGCACUCAAAACUUCCCAAGCGCAUGAAGAAAAAGAGUGCCGGUCAGCGCAGGAAGGUGACCUCCAGAGCGCAGCAGACGUCCUCUCCAUUUGUGGCCAAGACCGGCCUCACCCUCCUGAAGGAGUGCUGCGGAUUCACCUGCUCCGUCAUGUAGGGCGCCACCUGGUGGCGGCCACCAGCGUACACAGGAAGACCAAAACAAAACCAAAAAACAAAAAAAAACUGAGGUGUUUGUCGGAGGAGUAUAAAAAACGAGUGGAGGGCGGAUGUAACGUGGGACCCAGGGUGCGGGUGGACUGUAGCACAUAUGGUGGCCAGGGGAGGGCAAUGUGGAGGGGUAGGGGGCAGAACAUGAACAUUUUGUCUGUUUCAAGGCCUGUCUCAGGUGUGUGGGCCUGUAAUUGUGUGUCCGUCCCCCAUCUGUUUAUUAUUUGGGAAAAUCACAGCCCGCAGGCGCACUGUCAGGUGGCCAUCCAUCCAUCCAUUCUGCACAUCUUCCCAGUGCUCCUCGUAGGCCUGCUGUCGAGCAGGCGCCCGUCAUCACCGCACCGUCAGCUCCCUGCCAAAACUACAUUUCCCAUGGGGCCGCACGCAGCUGAACCGUCGCUAGACUAAACGCGUCUCUGACUUAGAGGCUUGUCAGCCGGCGCUGGGAGAGCCAGAAAAUGAAUCUGGCAAUCUGUGCGUUCAGGUGCGUCUUCUGCAGUCCACCACAGCGCCCCCUGGCUGCAGGAGACGGAACAAUAGCCCAGCAUUCCAACCUGCGCCAAAAAACAUAUUAAACGGCACCAUGGCUGAUUCUCUCACAAAAAGAAAAGCCAGUGGACGAUCAGUGAUGGUGCUAAGGGAGAUCAGCAUAUGGGGCAAGAGAUGAGAUAUUGGUCAGAGGACGAGGGCUAAGGUGAACAAGGAGGAGGGGAAAACAUUUUAUCACUGUAUUUUCAUUAGAGAAGGAGGGAUAAAUGGAUAAAGUCUGCCAGAUAUAGUUUUCAUCACUCCAAAUCCCCAAAGGGAUUCUCGAGGCUUGGCUCCAGCACCCUUGAAUGAGUGGUUCUUCGCUUGGUUGUCAGUUGCUUAUGCCUGCUCAUUAGCUCGUUUAAAGAAGGUUGGUAGGGUUAUUGGGUGUAGAGGUCUCACAGCGCACAUGGGCACUUCACUUCACACUUCACAGACCUCUGUCAUCUGAGUAAGAACAAGAGCCCUGGAUCUUCAUCUGUGAUUGAUCGGGGGGGCCAAGAACAGUGGCAGUCAGUGGCUUUCAUUGACACGUUGGGGGGAAAAAACCGGCUCCUUGGACUUUAUGUGGCUUCAGUGUGACUUUGAGUUACACCAACAGCAUCGUCUGUGGUCUGUGGUGUUUGUGCCGGAGGGAGGCCAUGAUUAAAGUUGACGGUGUCUGAGUUUUGGGUCUGGUGAUUUUACCCUGUGAAGGCUGCUGGUCAGGGAAGACUUGUCCCUCUGGCUCUUCUACCUUCUUCACUUUCUCCGCCUCUCUCAUUUUUCAAAUCCAACGUGUCCGUCUUUGUUCCCUGUUCGGUUUGACCAAUUCACCAUCCAUCUUUAGCCGCAUCUAGGCCUCACUGUGCUGCAGCAGCUAUGCUUCGCCAUUGUGCAGAAGCAGCACUGUGCGUGCUUCCAUUUGCUUCAUGAGUCUCUGGCCCUGCUUCUCCACUGGCUUUUCAUUUUUUUGUAGGCCACGUUUGUUUCACAGUUGAAUUUUGCGACGAGCGUCGACUCGCAAAGUUCAACGAGUAAGACGAUUUAUGCGCCGUCCAUAAAUUCUGAAAUACCGUAAGGAGCAAUUUCAUUACUGACUGCUUAUUGUUUUUUUAAUGUAUUUUCACAAAAUUACUAGAUGCUCCAUGGAGAUGGCAUUUCAAGCAGUGUUUAAAAAAAAAAAAAAAAAAUCUUAUUAAAAACUCUUUCUCUUCCACCUCUUCUUUUCUUUCUCACAUUUACUUUUCC